Capronia coronata CBS 617.96 is the source of this 1515-nucleotide messenger RNA. RefSeq lists its product as uncharacterized. Gene Ontology annotation, cellular component: membrane. The coding region runs from base 1 to 1515 and encodes 504 amino acids. The transcript has 5 exons. Gene Ontology annotation, molecular function: carbohydrate:proton symporter activity. The record is from RefSeq and is a predicted model, not a curated record. Gene Ontology annotation, biological process: transmembrane transport; carbohydrate transport. NCBI's taxonomy places the organism in Eukaryota, Fungi, Ascomycota, Eurotiomycetes, Chaetothyriales, Herpotrichiellaceae.
AUGUCGAAGCAAUCCGUCAACCUUUACACCUGGGGCUGUUCCCUAUUCGCUGCCGUGGGUUCACUCCUGUAUGGUAUCGAUUCGGGUAUCGUCUCGACGACGAUGGCCCAUGACAGCUUUCUCGAGUAUUUUGCUCCAUUCACUCCCGGCAUCAAAGGCGCAGUGGUGAGCACAUUUGGAGCCGGCUCGGUUUUUGGCGUUUUCUUCGCCGGCUGGAGCGCCGACUACUAUGGAAGAAAAAAGACGAUUGCCAUUGCCGCAGUGAUCGCGUUGGUCGCCGGCAUCAUCCAAGCCGCAUCCGUCCAUGUCGGAAUGCUUAUAGCCGGGCGCAUCAUCGGCGGCUUCGCAGUCGGCAUGAUGAACAUGACCAUCCCCAUCUACAACAGCGAGAUUGCACCGCCUCAUAAGCGAGGCAUGAUCUCAGGACUUCACGCUCAGUUCGUCGGGUUUGGCUUCGCCAUGGCCAACUGGAUCGGAUUCGCCACUGGAUAUGCGAAGAAAGGUGCUUUUCAGUGGAGGUUCCCACUUGCUUUCCAAUGCUUGCCGGCCUCUAUCGUCUUGAUGGGCAUCUUCUGGCUUCCGUAUUCUCCUCGGUGGCUGAUGGAGCAAGAACGCGAUGAUGAGGCCUACACCGUCAUUAAACGCUUACACGGGACUAUUGGACAUGAUGAGACCUUUUUCCGUGCAGAGUUCAACCAGAUGCGCGACCAGCUACGCUAUGAGAAGAGCAUCACCGUCUCCAGUUGGCGCGAGCUAUUCUCAAAACCCAGCAAUAGGAAACGUUUGAUGCUUGCUGUGCUCGUCCAAGCCUUUACGCAGCUUUCGGGUAUCAAUGUCAUCAACUACUAUCAGACUGAUUUGUAUAAAGGUCUCGGUAUGACGGGUCAUAUGGUGACAUUGCUGGCUGGUUGCUACGGCAUGGCUGGGCCCAUUGCCAAUAUGAUUUGUCUCUACUUCGUCGACAGCUGGGGCAGGAAAAGAACUCUCUGGAUCAGCGGAAUCAUCAUGGCCAUCGAUAUGUCUCUGGUCAUGGGCUUGACCGCCGGCUACGCCAAAUCAGACAACAAAGUCGGCCAGGGGUUUACUAUUGCCUUCAUCUUCCUGUUCUCGGUAAUAUAUUCUCUGGGAUACAACUCCAUCCACUACAUCUACGUCCCUGAGAUCAUGACCAUGGCCAUCCGUGCCAAGGGCAGCGCCGUCUCAAUCAUCUGCAACGUCCUGAUCAACAUCGUCUUCAACCAGAUCUCGCCCAUCGCCUUCUCUGAAGUCGGAUAUAAAUACUAUUCGCUAUUCAUCGCCACCAACGUGACGGGCGCCAUCGUCGUGUUUUUGCUCUUUGUCGAGACCAAGGGCAAAUCGCUCGAGGAGAUUGCAGCCAUCUUUGGCGAUGAGGUCAUUGUCCCCUCGCUGGCCGCGGCUCAGGAGAAGUUGGACAUGAUGACGGAUGAGCAGGUUCAUCAUAUUGAUCGGGUCGACGAGAAGGGCGGGGAGGAAAAUGUUGAGAAGAAGGAGUAA